Cynoglossus semilaevis (tongue sole) is the source of this 2404-nucleotide messenger RNA. It is a transcript of the gene rmc1, whose product is annotated as regulator of MON1-CCZ1. The transcript has 21 exons. Lineage: Eukaryota; Metazoa; Chordata; Actinopteri; Pleuronectiformes; Cynoglossidae. Gene Ontology annotation, cellular component: lysosomal membrane; late endosome membrane; Mon1-Ccz1 complex. Gene Ontology annotation, biological process: regulation of autophagy. The record is from RefSeq and is a predicted model, not a curated record.
AGGGGAUGGUGACGCCACUUCCGGCUCCGGUAGCAGGAAGCCGAAGAAGAACAAACUGCGGCGAAAGUGAAUUACAAGGAAUAUAUACAAAAUGAGUGACGAAUUUUAUCUGGAGCUGAGUGAAAAUCCGGUGCAGUUUGAAAAUGCAUCCAGUGUCAAUAACGUUUUCUUCGAUGAAGCGAAUAAACAGGUGUUUGCAGUGCGUUCAGGGGGAGCUACGGGUGUUGUGGUUAAAGGUCCAGAUGACAAGAGCAGCGUGGCCUUCAGAAUGGAUGAUAAAGGAGAAGUGAAGUGCAUCAAGUUCUCGAUAGGAAAUAAAAUCCUGGCUGUACAGAGAACAGCUAAAUCUGUGGAUUUCAUCAACUUUAUUCCUGACUGUCCACAUACAGAGUUUACACAGGAGUGUAAGACAAAAAAUGCAAAUGUGUUGGGAUUCUGUUGGACCAACUGGAAUGAAAUUGUCUUUGUGACUGACCAGGGAAUAGAAUUUUAUCAGGUGUAUCCAGAUAAGCGAAGUUUGAAGCUGCUGAAGAGUCAGAGUAUAAAUGUGAACUGGUACCAAUAUUGUCCAGAAACAGCCGUCAUCCUACUGUCCACUACUGUGCAAGGAAAUGUCCUGCAGCCAUUUGUCUUUAAGAAUGGGACCAUGUCCAAGAUGUCAAAGUUUGAAAUCGAGCUGCCAGUCGUCCCGAAACCGGCCAAACUCAACCUUUCAGAGAGAGACAUUGCAAUGGCAACAAUAUAUGGUCAGCUGUACGUCAUGUAUCUGAAGCAUCACUCCAGAACAGCCAACAGUCCCAGUGCAGAGGUUGUGCUGUAUCACCUACCCAGGGAGGGUGCCUGUAAAAAGAGCCACGUGUUGAAGCUGAACACGACAGGAAAGUUUGCUCUGAACAUUGUUGACAACCUGGUCGUGGUUCAUCACCAAAGCUCUCGGACGUCGCUGAUCUUCGACAUCAAGCUGAAGGAGCCUGAAGGAGCCGUCAACACACACCAGCCUGUCCUACCUGCUCGCUCCAUACACCCCUACAGGAUCCCACUCGCAGGUCCAGCAGUCGUUCCCACUCAGCCUCCUGUUUCCUGUCAACUUUACUCUUCCUCCUGGAGCGUCUUCCAGCCUGAAAUCAUCAUCAGCGCCAGCGAAGGUUAACAGUGGUACCUGCAGGUGAAGCUGCCUCCCACUGUGAACCUGCUGCAGGACAAAGGCAAACUCAUGGACUUCCUGUUGAGACGCAGAGACUGCAAGAUGGUCAUCCUGUCCGUCUGCUCACAGAUGCUGGAGGGCGGUGGAGAGAACGGGAACCUGCCUGUCGUGGCCACAGUGUUUGACAAACUCAACCAGGUUUACAAGGAAUAUCUGGAGGCAGAGCAGAGUAACCCUGCGGCGAUGGAGUCCGGUCCAAGUCGAGGCAGUGCUGCUCAGAAACGUCCAAUCAUCACUCAAGCAGUCAUCGACCAGUCAGACAUGUACACUCAUGUUCUUUCAUCCUUCACAGAGAAGAAGGGAGUUUCUCACAAGUUCAUCAUAGCUGUUCUGAUGGAGUACAUCCGCUCUCUGAACCAGUUCCAGAUCACAGUUCAGCACUACCUGUAUGAGCUGGUGAUUAAGACUUUGGUGCAGCACAAUCUCUUCUACAUGCUGCACCAGUAUCUGCAGUAUCACGUCCUCAGUGACUCCAAGCCUCUGGCCUGUCUUCUCCUCUCUCUGGAGAGCACAUAUCCUCCUGCUCACCAGCUCUCAUUGGACAUGCUGAAGCGUCUGUCUACGGCCAACGAUGAGAUUGUGGAAGUUCUGUUGUCAAAGCAGCAGGUUCUGGAAGCUCUGAGGUUCAUACGCAGCGUCGGCAGUCAUGAUAACGUGUCGGCGAGAAAGUUUCUUGAUGCGGCUCAACAAACUGGAGACCAGAUGUUGUUUUACACCGUGUUUCGGUCGUUUCAACAGAGGAAUCAAAGAAUGAGAGGAAGUCCGGCCUUCAACCCUGGAGAACACUGUGAAGAACACGUCCAACACUUCGUUCAGCUGUUUGGAGACCAGUCACUGUUGAAGCCGUCGACUGUCUGAAUUGUGGCUUUGUUUUCUGUUAAGGUAAAAUAAGCUUUGUUACAAAAAAUAUUGACCCAUCUCUAUGAUACUAACAGAGAUUUAAAUGAAAAUAACAUUUCAUCAGCGAUUCUAAACUGUACCUGCAAUAAACGGGUAAAGAUGGAAAUAGUAGAAACCAAUUAUAUUACACCAAGGACCAACAAUUAACAUAAUGGUUUAAAUCUAAAGUUUCAGAAUUGUUAGUCAUCUUUUGAAAUUAAUAUAUAUGUAUGUAUGUAUAUAAAUAAAUCUUUACAUAUAUAACAGUGAGAAACAAAAUGUAUUAGACCUUCAAAUAUUAAUUAAAAGGUGCACUCAAAA